CCUGAGGGUCUCGCAGGACUACAUAAUAGCCAGUUUCGAAAGGAACUCCUCAAUUAUCGGCACGAGGACAGAUGGAGAGGCGGCGGCCACCGUUUCUCAGAGCUUCUACCAAAACCAAGGAGACGGAACGAAGCAGUGGAAGUAAGAUGGAUUCUGCACGCAGCGGGGGUGCUAUAGAAGAACAAAAUAGUGAUGAAGAUCUAUCGCCAGACGCUUUAGUCAGACAAAAUUAUGAGCUCCGUCAUCGUUUGGAAGAGGAGACCGCGAGUUACAAAAGACGUUUGGAUACAUAUCGGCAGGCUCAACAACAUCAAGCUGCUCUCGUCUCACGGUUACAAGCUAAAGUUCUGCAGUAUAAACAGAGGUGUUCGGAACUCGAGAAUCAAAUGGCAGAAACAAUUCCGUGCGACACUAGUAAACCAUCGACAGCCACAGUAUCGUCCACUACUGUGCUUGAAGCUGCCCAUCAGACUCUACGGGAUAUACGCGAGGAGCAAAUUCACGACUUGGAUACUGCUUUGAAAAAACUCGGAGAUGAACGACGAAAAUGCGAAGAACUUUUGCAACUAAACGCGUCUCUGAAGGAUCAACUUGAAGAAUCUCAUCAAACAAAUGAGGCGUUAACCAAUGAUUUGCAAAAGCUAAGCAAUGACUGGGAUAUAUUGAGAGACGAGUUGGCUAUUAAGGAAGAGGAAUGGAAGGAAGAAGAACAAGCAUUCAAUGAAUAUUACAUCUCUGAGCAUAAUCGAUUACUCAACUUAUGGCGUGAUGUUGUUUCUGUUAAAAGAUUGUUCGCAGAAAUGAAAUCUACUACGGAAAGGGAUUUGGCCAAAAUACGGAAUGAAAUUAUUGCAUCGUCUAAUGAAAUGACAUCGGCGUGCAAUAGUACGAAUUUUACUAUGAAGCUUCAAGCAAGUGCGGCGCAAUCCACAGUAAGACUAUUCUACAAUUAUCCGUCCCAAAGAAUACAACAGGAAGAGGAACAAGCUGUGACAAUUUUAAAAACAGAGAUUGCAGCACUCAAGCAACAACACGCUGCCUAUCAACACGAAAUUCGUACUAAAGAUGAUCGAAUAGAUCAGUUUAUUCGAGAAAUUCGCAAUUUAGAGGAAAGAUGUAGCGUUUCUGAGGCGGCAGUAACUCAAACUGGGCGCAUGCAGGAAGAUAUUGAGGUGCUGGAAUCUGCAUUACGAGACAUCGCACAUGCCGUGAUUCAGGAUGCUGAAAGCCGAGACGCCGAUGCUAAGCAGACAUCCCCGCAUAUCCAUCUGUCGCCCAGUGCACUGAUGCAGCAGAGAUCGCCAAAGAGAAGCACGCGAAGUAACACUAUACCAGCAUUGGCUGAAAGUACAUUAAGCGCGGUACGAGCGGCUCUGCAGAAAUAUCAAUUAACGAUACGCGAGUUACAGAUAAAAUCACAAACGAACAAGGAACAGAUCCUAGCAAUGCGCAAACAGUGCGAUGCCGCGGAGGAAAAUGCUCAAACGUUAAAUACCAAAGUUGCGGAAUUGAUUUCUCAGUUAGAUAUAUGCCGUUCGCAAUGCACACAGCUGGAUCAAGAGAAGGACAUGCUGCAGAAAAGUCUCGAUACUGUGAAAUUGGAGAAAAAUGCAUUGGAUAAGAAUAAAGUAGAACUUAAUAGCACGUUGGAGGCCCUUAGAAACAAUUACGAAAAACUUCAGAAGACCCAUAAUAAAUUACAAAAAUUGUGUGACAACUUGGAAGAUGAAAAGUUAUAUUUACAAACUGAGCUUGGUAGAAUAUCAGAAGAUGCUGACUUAAAAGAAUUAAGUUUACGUUCGGAAGAGGAUAGAUGCAGUAAAAUGAGAGAAGAGCUUUUGACACUGCGAGAAGAUUUGAAUAAAGCUCAUCUUGCCAAGGACAUGUUGGAACAGCAGAAAUUAGAAACCGAUGGAUUAAUCUCUCAAAUCGAAAAAAGCAAAGGCGAUCUUGAGUUGGAAUUGGAACGUAUACUGUUGGAAAAAUCAGAUGUACAGGAAAUUUUGAUAAAAAUGGAAGCGAUGUGCUCUAAUCAUGAGCAGGAUAAGCAAAGAUUGCAAGAAGAAUUGAAAAAGAUAACAGACGAAAAAAAUAAACUUGCAAGUCAGUGUAUCGAUCAACAAGGUGAUCUCAAUUCAUUGAGAAAAGAAUUGCUGCAAGCUGAACAAACUCGACUUGACAUAGAAUCUGAAAAGAUUACAUUGAAUGAAAAGAUUAAAUUUCUGGAGAUAGAAAAGGAGAAAGUAGAGAUGGAAUUAGGUCAAGUGACUCGCGAACGCAGCGAUUUAAGUAAUCAAUUGUCGGUCUUGGCGCGAAAGAAAGAGACAUUAAAUGAGGAGCUCAUGAGACUUAGACAAAGAUUAGAACAAUCUAAUGAAAUGAAUGCACGAAUAAACAGAAACUUGAAAGAUCUUGUGAAAGAUAACGAAGAAAAACAGGUACUCUUGGAAACAAAUGAAAAGGAAUUCCAAAGAUUGCAAGAGCAGCUUGCGUCAAUGCGCACUGAGAAGGAAAUAUUAGAAGGAGUAUUGUUUGAUACACAAACCAAUUUGGAAGCUACGCAUGUUAAGAAAACACAGUUAGAGAAGGAGCAAAAAGAGUUAUUAAUAAAACAAGAAAAUUUUAAAGGACAGGUAACGCGACUAACGAAAGAAUUGGAUAAUAGUGAAAAACGUGCGCAAGACAUCAAACAAUCACUUACGCAACAGAGUGGUGAUCAGAUCGCAGAAUUUCAACAAAUUAUAUCUAAUAUGAAGAGACAGUCGGAAGACAGCAUAAAGAAGAUAAACGAUGAAAAAGAGCAAGUAAAAAUAAGUUUAGAGAAACGGUUGCAACAAUCUUUAUCACAAGUGGAGGGAGAGAAAAAUGAAGAAAUCAAUCAACUGCAACAACGAAUAGAAGAAUUGCAGCAACACAUAGAGAAUUUGUGUAAGCAGCAUGAGGAAGCACUUCUUAGAGCCGAAAAUGAUAAACAACAGGCACUUUUAAUAGCUCAUCACGACCAACAGGCAUUAAUCGAAAAGAUUGAUACUAUUAUGCGUGAAUUAGAAGAAGAAAAGAACACCUUAGAACGUGUUAAGAGAGAGGCCGCAGCACGUGCCGAGCAAGAACGAAAUAAUACAAAUCAACUCCGCGAUGAAUUAAAUCGUCUCAAAACAAAAUUAGACGAGACAAAGUUGAAGGCUAACGAAGAAAAAAUGAAGCUCGACUUAAAAAUAGAAGAGCUCUGGAAAGAACGGGAAUCCACACAGCGAGAGGUAGAAGAAUUACAAGUUCAAUUACACAUGACGGAGGAUAAAGUUGAUGGAUUGCAAAAUCAGCUUCACGAUACUAUUAGAAAACUCAAAGAUGCUGACAACGUUAAUGAGACAAUGCGCAAAGACUUAGUUGAUGUACGAAGACAAUUAGCGGAUACCACGUAUGAGAAAGAAAAAUACAACAACAGUAACAAAGAAUUGCGGGAACACGUUAAGCAAAUUGAGAGCGAAAGAAGGGAACAGGGAAGAACAUUGGAGGAGUCAUAUCAGAAAAUAGCAACAUUGGAAGACGCGAAAGCGACCAUGGAUGUCGAGAGGACACGUCUGCAAGCACAAGUACGCGACAUGGAACGAGAAGCAUUACAAAUGCAGCAGCAACUUCGCUUCACGCAAGAUGAGCUGCAGAAAUGCCAUGAGAACAAUGCUCAAGCUCAAAAUGAAGAGAAGGAACUGCAGGCCAGAUUAGCUAACGAGAUUGAGGAGAGAGAACGAAUACAAUUGCAAUUGCAUCAAGUUAAGAAACAGGUAGUCGACUUGGAUAACAGUUUGGAGGUUACGCGACAAGAACUUGGAAAAUUACGCGGGCGAGCAGAUGAAGAGGAUGAAAGAUGGCGUGCACGAGAACAAGAAUUGCUGGUCCGGCUCGAGGAUAGCCGCUGUCGCGAAAGAAAAUUGGAAGAUCAGAAACAUAAUCUAGAGGUUUGCUUGGCCGAUGCCACGCAGCAACUUCAAGAGCUGAAGGCGCGCCUUGGAGGAUCCGAAGGCAGGGUAAGAGCUCUCGAUGCGCAACUAUCGCAAUUGGAGACUGCUAAAAAGGAAGUAGAACAGAAAUUGAGCAGUGUAGGUUCCACGCUCCGCCGUAUCGCCGGUAUACAAAUGGAUGGAAGCGUAAACAUUCCAUUUAAAUUGAUGAGCCCUUCGAGAAGAUGGAGCCCAGCGCGUGCACAAGAUCAUGGUGACACUAGCAGAGAUAUUAUACUGGAUGUUGAUCCCGAAGCCGUUAGAAAGGGAAUACGAUCACUUAUGCAACAAGUUGCCCAAAUUGAACGCGAGAGGGACGAUUACAAAACAGAAUUGUGUAGUUUAAAGAAACAACUGAAAGAGUCUCAAGAAAAUCAAAGCAGCACAGAUGUAAAAGUCAACAAUCUUCUGACUAACCUUCGCACGCUUCAAGAAGAGAAAAAAUCUGUGGAAGCAAAACUAACUCAAACACAAACUGGCUAUCAAGCACAGCUGGCUGCAUUUCAACAAAAGACGGAAGAGUGCGAAAAAUUAUGCGAAAAGCUUACAACCUUAGAAAUAAAGAUGAGCGCCGAAUCGGACGAGAAAUCCCAGUACGAGGAUAAAUUAGAGAAAAUUAAACAAGAAUUGAACAGAUUGGAAACAGAAAAGCGUAAUCUUCAGAAAGAAGUUCGUCACAGCGAUUCUCGCGCAACAGAGAUGGAACUGCACAGAAUGUCUUUAGACGGCGAUCUCCAAAGAUUGCAAAUGAUGUUGCAAGAAAAAGAAGCGCAUAUUCAAAAAUUACAGGAUCGCUUUGACACGCAAAAUCGUACCAUGGCAGGUUUAGAGGAACGUUGCGCCUCAUUAAAAUCUACUAUAGAACAAUUAAAAUUAUCAUUAGAGAAAGCGUCUGCUACGGAAACCGAACUCAAGAGUGAAAUAAAUCUGUUACGGCAGAAUAUAAUGGAGGUUACGACUUCCUCUCAAAGUAACAAUGAGAAGCUUAAACAGCUACAGAAACAACUUUCGAACACCGAGAAUGAUCGUAGAAUAUUAUCUGAACGCUUGGAAACGGCUCAACAAUCCUUGAGCAAUUUAAAGCAUACCAAUCAAUCACUAAUUGAUCAAAAUACACGGCUACAAAAUGAGCUAGCCAAUAACGAAGUACAGCGAUCAGCUUUAGAGUCGCAAUUAAGAUUGUCUACGUGGCCACCAGAAAGUGGUGCGACUAAGGAUGAAGAUCUAUUACGUCAAUUGCAAACUGCUCAAAGAGAAAGGAGUGAGAUGAAAGGAAAAGUAGAGGCUCUUAACGACAAAGUGAAGCUAUUAGAAGCUGACAAACGUAAUUUAGAACGUCAAAUUGCUGCGAGUAAGACUAGUAUUCGAAGUAAGAGUUACGAACGUCCGGAGAAAGCGCAUAUAGAACUCCUGGGCACUAGUUACAGUCUUGACAAUUUGGAGCAUGAAAAUAGAGAACUGAGAUUGAAGAUACGCAAAUUGGAGACUCAAUUAGCGGAGAAGGAGGCCGAACUUAUACGCGUGAAAUCAACUUACAUGCAUUCCUCUCAUUCGUUAUUGGAUAUGAGUCGAGAUAGAUGCGGUGAAUUAGAACGGAUCAGAGCCGCGCAACUGCAAGCCGAAAAAUUAUUAGAGGCAAGAGAACAGAGCCAUCGUCAGCAAGUGUCGCGUUUGGAAAAUCAGAUACAACUGUUGCGAGAACAACUCAAUCAGGAGAUAAAGCGCAGGCAAUUGUACGUUUUACGGAGCUCACGAGCCGGUAGAGAGAUGCAACAAUUGCGACAAGCGUUGGGCGACUCUUUAAGAACCGUGGCUCAAGAUCCGUCAUUGGAUGCAGUAUUAUUGGAGCACGAAGCGCGUAAAUUGGACUCUACUGUGACGAGUACUGCUAGCUUACCACCGUCAUUAGCUUUACCUGCCCCACCGUCUUACAGAUCCAGCACUCCCAAUAGCAGUAAUGAUGAGAACCGAAAAACUGAAUUUACAAUGUCGGACAGCAUAAAAGUGGCUAUCAAAGUCAGGCCUCUCAUCAAACGAGAAAAGGAUGAAAAUUUAUCGAUACAGUGGGUCACCAAUGAAAACACCAUUCUAGCUACUGACUCUGAAUUCAGAAAGCGAUCUGAUGGUAGAUUCGAAUUUGACCAUAUUUUUGAUAUGAACGCCAACAACAACAAUGUAUUUAAUGUUGUAAAGCCUAUUGUCGAUGCUGCUGUAAAUGGAUUUAAUGGCACAGUAUUCGCUUAUGGACAGACAAGUUCUGGUAAAACUUAUACCAUGAUGGGUACUUUGGAAGAACCUGGCAUAGUACCUUUAGCUGUUGAACAUAUGUUUGAUGCAAUAACCAAUAUUCCAGGACGCGAGUUUUUAUUAAGAGUAUCAUACUUAGAGAUUUAUAAUGAAAAAGUUAAUGAUCUCUUAAACAAAAACCAAGACAAAAACUCAACAGAUUUAAAAAUACACGAAGAUGUAAAUGGUCAAGUAUUCGUAAAGUGUAAGGAAGAAGUUACAAAUAGUCCAGAGAAUGUUUUAGCAAUAAUGAAUAAAGGUAAUAAAAGCAGAAGAAUAGGCGAAACAAACAUGAAUGAGCGAAGUAGCAGAAGCCAUACAAUAUUUAGAAUUACAAUUGAAAGUCGUGAGGCUGGUGCAGGUUCAGAUGGUGCGAUACAAGUUUCCCAAUUAAAUAUGGUCGAUCUAGCUGGAUCAGAAAGGGCUCGUCUGACAGGUGCUAGUGGAGAACGUUUCAAGGAAGGACGUCAUAUUAACUUAUCACUUUCAACGUUGGCCUUAGUAAUAAAACAAUUGAGCGAAUCACAAGACUAUGUAAAUUUUCGAAACAGUAAAUUAACAAGAUUACUUCAAACUUCUUUGGGUGGCAACGCAAUGACAGUAAUGAUAUGUGCAGUAACACCAGCUGCUUUAGACGAGACUCAAUGCACAUUAUCGUUUGCAUCUAGAGCUAGAAAUGUAAAAAAUGAUCCUAAAUUGAACGAAGUUAUGUCUGACGGUGUACUUUUAAAACGAUAUGCAAAACAAAUAGAUAAGUUACACACAGAAUUAGAGAGAAUGAAACAGUUAACUCAAACAACUGAUUUUCAAGAAAUGGAAUCUAAAAUGCAAGAGAAAGAUCGCAUUAAUCAGAAUCUAGAAGAGCGUAUUAGAUUACUGCAAACUCGGAUCAUCACUGCCGCUAAUCGCAAUACUAUAGCAUCGUUCAAAGUUAAAGAAAAAAGAAGACAGACUUGGUGCGGCACUGGUGGAUUUAAUAAAUUAAAUACAUCUUUAUUUUCAUCGUGCUCGCAUUUAUCACCAAUUAAAGAAAUGUCACCUAUCAAAUCACGUAUUAGACGUAAAUCUAAUACUACUAUGGAUUCAUCAUUCCAAAUAGCCUUUGCUGAUUUUGAGCUGGAACUUAUGAAUAGUGAAGCAAAUCAUGACGAAGACAUCAGUAGCGAUGAGGAUCCAUUUGUUACAUAUCGUGACAAACAUCGUGUAAAAUUUACCGAUGAUGUAAUUGUCAAAUCACCUAUAAACUAUAGCGACGAUAAUAUCACAUUUGACAAAAUUGAGGCGUCCACUCAAACUGUAAGUAAUAACUCACCUGAUACACCAAAGCGUACUUUGCGAGACAGAAUCCGUAAUUUGACGGAAGAAUAUUCAGAACUUAAGGAAUUUACAACCUUGGAAAAACAGCUACAUUAUGAAGACCACUUAUCUGAACUCCAGGAAAAACGUUCACAGUUUGAAAAGCAAUUGGAAAAUAUCACAUCUGAUAAGGAAGCUUUCGAACAUAUAGCAUCUGAACUUCGUAAAAAGUUAACUGCAGCUGAAUUACGAUAUACUUUAGCAGAAGAUCAAUUAAACGUUCAAGUAGCAGAAUUAGAGAGAAUAUCAGAUUUAGAAAAAAAAAUUGCGCAGUUGUCUGCACAAAAAAUAGAGGUGCAAAAUGUUCCUAAUCUAUAUAAACAGAUAGCUGUUCUUACAGCUGAAAAAGAUGGAUAUGAACAUGUGGCAUCUGAACUGCGAAAAAAACUUAAUGAAGCCGAACAACGCAAUAUUGUAUUAGAAGAUAAAUUAACCAGAAAUGUAGAAUUAGAAAUACCAUUUAUUCAAACUUUGUCGAAUAAUGAGACCAUUUCAUUUGAAAAAGACGAACUGCAAUGUAAAAUAACUGAUCUUCAAAAUAAGCUAAUAGAAGCAGAGUUAAAUAAUAAUUCGAUGAAAGAUAAAUUGGAGAAGCAACAGCAAAUGCUACAAAAUCUUCAAGAAGAAAAAAAUAUAGUUGCUUCUGAAAUGCAAAAUAAAUUAAGAGAAGCAGAAGAAAUUAAUAAUUCGAUAAGAGAUAGAUUAAACGAGCAGCAACUAGAAGUUCAGAAAUUUCAAGAUCAGGAAAAGCAGAUUGCACAACUUAAAUCUGAAAAUCACAAAGUUAAACUUACUGUCGAGGAUCUUCAAGGGCAAUUAAUAGAAACAAAAAUAAUUAUUAGCGCAAAGGAAGAUAAAAUGCAUGAAUAUCAGCAAGAUUUAGACAAAUUUCAACAUUUAGAAGAUGUCAUAAAGGAACGAAUGGAAUUUGAACAAAUCAAUAAUGAGUUGAGGCACCAAUUGACACAAAUACAAUUAAUGAAUGAUUCAAUGAAAAAUAAAUUAAAUACGCAGGAGUUGUAUAUACAAAAGAACUGCGAUUUAGAGAAUCAAAUUCAAAUUCUUGCAAUCGAGAAAAAUGAAUUUAAAGUUAUAAUUAGUGAAUUAGAAGAGAAAUUGAAAGAAAUGGAAUCAAACAAUUCAUUAAAAAACAAAUCAAAUGAAUAUGAAGCAAAUCAAUACGAAAUCAAUUUAAAGACCACAAAUGAAACUUUUACAUCUGAAAAUAAAUCUGAACAGAUAAUUUCCGAAUUGCAAGAAAAGUUAAAGGAAACAGAAUCGAAUAAUAGUUUAAUCAAAGAAGAAUUAAAUGUAUGUCAAGCAGAAGCGCAGAAAACGCUUGAAGAGCACAGAAAAUCUAUUGAAAAUUUUGCAAUUGAGAAAAGUAAAUUGGAAGAUACAUUUGAGUGUACAGUUCACGAGUUGAGAGAGAAACUGGCCAAUACUCAGCAUUGCAUUUCAAUAGAAAAUGAAUCGAAUGGAAUACAAUUACAGAAAAUUCAACUAGAUGCGCAAGUCCCAAAUACAAUAUCUGAAAGAGAUGAACAAAACUCCAUAAAAUUGUGUCAACAAUCGUUGAAGAGUCUCGAAAAGGAAUUGAUGGAGAAUCAGAGCAAAGAUGAAAUCAAUCAUCUACAAAGUCGUAUUAAUGAUUUGCAAAGUAUUAUUCAGGAUAUACAGAACGAAAAUACAUACUUGAAAGAACAAGCAACGAAAUCGAUAUCAUAUAAUGAAUCCGAUUUAGGUAAUGAUGAUUCGUCGAAAAUUACAGAUGAUUUAUCGAUUACAAAGAUGUCUCUAGACGAAGAUAGUGCUAAGUUGUCUGCAGAUCUUGUUUUGAAAAAUCAGGAAUUAGAUGAAAUAAAGCACAUUGUGCAAAGCUUGAAAGCAGACAUAGAAAACUUGCAACAAACUGUAUAUUUAUUAACGACCGAGAACAGUGAAUUGGCAAAUAAAUUAGCAACAGAAAAGGAAUGCAACGAGAAAUCGAUUAUUUAUUAUCAGCAGACUAUCGAUGAACUUUACGAGCGAAACUCAAAAAUAAUGGAUGAGAAACUCGAACUCGAGAAUAAUUUAACAAAUCUUAAUGAACAAUUAGAAACUCUUCGCUCGAGAAUGCCCGAGGUAAACUUAAACGAAGAGCAGAUAAUUCAAAAGUAUGAAAAACAGAUUAGUGAAUUUCAGGCAAGAAAUAUAGAAUUGUUGUCCCAUCUCACAGACCGAACGAAAGAGCUUGAAAUAUUGAAAGAGAGUAAGUCGCUUUUGUAUGAACACGAUUGUAUAUAUAAAGAUAAAUUAACGAAUCUUACUGAGAAACAUAAGCAUUUAAUAGCUGAAAACGGUGAUCUUUCCACUAAUUUAAUGGAUAAAAUCGAGGAAAACGAAGGAUUGAAACAAGAAUGUGAUAUUCUAAAAAAUAAACUAGAAUUAUCACUGAAAAAUAAAGAGAGCAUUAAUAACAAUGAUGUGGAGCAGCUGAGAAUGGAGAAUACUGUAUUGAAAACCGAGCUGAUGGAACUCAAAACUAACUUAAAAACUUUAACCGAAGAAAACUCGAAAAUAUCCAGUCAAUUAAUAGAAACCAUAGAAGAUCUAGAUAAUGCACGAAAACUCAAUUCUGGCAACAAUACCAUGCAUUUGUCGACAUUAUUUAAUAGUACCUUGAUGAAUGAUGCAUUGGAUAAAUCUGCGUUAGAUGAUGAUGCUGAAACAAAAAUCGUAAAUCUGCAAGAGGAAGUUAAUCAUCUCACAAAUCUCAAUAGAAAGCUAAGUGAUCUAAAAUUAGGUACCUGUACACAGUGUAGCCACUUAAAUGAGUUAAACGAAAAUCGAAGAAUGCUGAAACUCGAAGUAAAGACUCUUAAUCGCAAAUUAGAAAACUUGCAGAGGAAAUUUUCUAGCAAAUCUGCAAAGAGUGACGCGCUCAUAUUGAAGGCCAAAGAAGAUUUAAACGUAAGUUCAUGUAAUUUAUCUCUUAAUGCCAGUUUUUCAGAAAAUAUGAAUGUCACUUUCGUUGAGGAAAGACUUCAAUCUUUAAACAAUGAAUUACAAAUUUUGAAAGAAGAUCAUAAUAAGCUAUCGGAUUUAUAUAAAGAGAAAUGUAAUGAAGUCGAAGAAUUACAGAAUAGCACCAUCACGGAUUCAUCGACUAAUGACAAGAAUUCCAGCAUAAAGAAGUCCCCAAGUAGAAUUUCAUUAAGAUUAGAAAAUAUCGGGAAAGUUAUGAAUGAUUUGCAAAAUGAUAUCAAAACAAUAAAGGAGAAUAACGAAAGUGUCAAGUCAGAUCUUACAAAGUUUAUUAACGAAAAAGAAAGAAUGCUGGAUGAAAUUAAUACUUUGAAGACUAUUAAUGAAGAAUUGUUGCAGAAAUUGUCGGAAAGUGAACUCUUGCAUGCUACUACAUUAGAGAAAGCCGAUAUUCUUGAAAAUGAGGUACAAGAUAUGACAAAAAAAUUGCAGGAGUUUACUAUAAGAUAUAAAGAAAUUGAAAAUGCAAAGCUACUUCUUGAGGUUGAAGUAGAUAGCUUGAAGGAAGAUAAAUUGAUGAAAGAGCAAACAGCAAACGAAUUACGUCAAAGCCAUUCCUGCCUGGAACAGGAAUUAAAUUUAAUAAAGAAAGAGAAAGAAGAGCUUAACAAUGACAUCAUUCUUUUGGAGCAAGAAUAUAAUGAAAAACUAGAUGCACUAAAAGCAAUGAAUGACAAGUUAACCAGCUCUAAAGCAGUUCUCUCGCAGGAAUUCGCUAAUUAUAUUAAAGAAUCGGAAAAUAGACUAAUGGAACUUAAUGAAAAAAUAAACAAAUAUAAUUCUGAAAAUGAUUAUCUCAAACAGGAAUUAAUCAGGCUGCGCGAUAUAGAAAAUAAAUUUGAGAAGAUGAGAACUGAAUAUCAGGCUCAGUCACAACAAGAUAAAACAUUAGUUGACGAUAACAAGAAGCUCAAAAAUGUAUUGAAUGACAGUUCUAAGAACAUCAUUAAAGAAAUAAAGUCUCUCGAACCUAAAGUCGAUACUCAGAAAUUUAUGAAUAAAUCGGUGGAUGAGCUAUUCCAGAUAUUUAUGCAAACUAUUUUGAUGAAAGAGAAGGAAGUAAUAAAAACUAUGCGGGAGAAUUACGAUAAGGAGAAGCAAAAGCUCGAAGAUGAAAAGCGUCAGAGUGUAGACUCGGAGAAACGUACAUUGCUGUGGGUGAAAGAACUGGAGUGUGAGAUAGAGAAACUUCAAAAGGAUCUGUCUGAGCGAGAAAUUGCAUCCGAGGACUUACAGAAAGAAAUUGCACAUUUAGAACACCUUUUGGAAGAAAGUAAUCGCGAUAGAGAGAUAUUGAAAGAGAAGAAUAGCUUACUUGAGACGGAUCUCAACAAUUUACAAAUUGAAUAUAAUAAAUAUUGUAAAAUCGACACGGCCAAUGAAGAAGCCAUUGUUAUCGCACAGAAACGAGAAAAGCAAGCGCAAGAGAUGAUAAAAAAUAAAGAAUCAGAAUUUCAGAGGAAGUUGAAAUCAGAGAAGGAGACGUACAAUAAACAAAUUGAAGAUCUCACGUGCACAAUAGAGUCGUUUAAGACGAAAAACAUGGAACUGACAAAUAGCAUUGAAGGCCUCGAAGUUAAUCAAAAGCAACUGAAAAAUAUCAUCGACUUGAAAAGUAACGAUUUAAUGAAAAGCAAUCAAAUCAAUCAGAAAAUGCAGGCCGAGUUGGAACAGCUAACAGAAACUUACAACGAUUUGCAUAAAAAACUGGAAGAGAAAGAGCUAUGUAUCGCGGAAAUCAAGGAACGUCUGAAAAUUAAGUGCGAUGAGCUGAUAGAAUAUAAAAUUAAUCUGGAGACGAUCGUGCCCGAAAAUAAGCUGCUGAAGCAACAGAUUAACGAACGGAAAGUCACCAUAGAGCAGUACAAGGUGGAAAUAGAGACUCUGAAAAUGGAAAAUAAAAAGGCAAUUGACGCGAUUAAAGAUCAAUUGAACUUUGAAGAGCUAAAGAGCACGGAGCUAAACAAACAGAUAGCUGAAUUAAAUAAUAAGCACAUGGCUUUGACAGAAGAGAUGAAUACUUUGAAGGAUGACUACACGACAUUAAAACAUAAGUACGCGACAUUAGAAAAGCGAGUCAGGAACAGUACGAGCAAAGCCCAAGCAGAAGAACAAAUGGAAGAACUGAAAGACUUGAACAGAUCUUUGCGAAAUAAUUUGGACGGUGCUAGCAAUCGAAUAACGGAGUUGCAGGCUGUGAAAACCGAUUUGAUGAAGCAAGUGAUUACUUUAAGCAGUCAAUAUGAUACGGCGUGCAAAGACAAUCAAAAAUUAAAGGAAACACUAUCAUCGUCCAGACAUAACGAUACAUAUACUGCCUGCGAGAAGUACGACAAUUUGCUACAAGAGAAAAACAAAAUUGCAUUAGAAUUGGAAGCAACAAAAGUUCAAUUGAAUCAGAAAAACAAAGACAUUGAGAAUUAUCUCCACGAGAUAAAAGAAUUGAAGAAAAAAAACACGGAACUCGAUAAAGAAUUAGACGAGUUGGCGGCUGUUAUUUGCGAGCACGACGCAGAUAAUGCAAGACUUCAAGAUAAGUAUUUCAUAUGUCGUGCUGAAGCUGACGAACUACAAGACAAGAUAAAAACUCUUGAGAAGAAAACUCAAAUUAAUCUGUUGCAAAUAAACACAUCCUCCAACAAGAGCGAAAAGUCUCUCGAUGAUGAAUGUAGUUGCGCAAUAUUAAAAAACAAAAUACGGGAGUUGCAAUUAGAGGUAGUAUCAAAGAAUGGAAAGAUCGCAACAUUAGAACUGCAAAUACGUAGCGGAAGUUUUCCUUAUCAAAUGAAAUGUAAAGAACUACAGGAACACCUAUCAGCAUAUAGUAACAAAAAUAGCGAGCUGAAGGCGGAAAUGAAGCGAUUACAGAUGGCUAUGAUACGUACAAGCGCAAAGGAAUGUGAUGUAUGUAAACAGAGACUAAUAAACAGGAGACAUCAGGCAUGCCAAACAAUGCCGGAAAUGUUGAAAUUUUGUGGCAUGAGCAGCGGCAUAAUCGAUGAUGAGAUAAGAAUAACGAAAUUGGAGAAGGAGAAACAGAUUAUGAGGGACGUGUGUCGAACUAGAUCAAAAACUAUAAAGGAACUCGAAAAGCAAAUAGAAGAAUAUGAAAAAUUAUUAAAUUCGAAAAAUUCAUGA
This is a messenger RNA of Atta colombica, 13805 nucleotides long. RefSeq names its product centromere-associated protein E (gene Root). Lineage: Eukaryota; Metazoa; Arthropoda; Insecta; Hymenoptera; Formicidae. Gene Ontology annotation, molecular function: microtubule binding; plus-end-directed microtubule motor activity; ATP binding. The coding region runs from base 72 to 13805 and encodes 4577 amino acids. Gene Ontology annotation, biological process: mitotic cell cycle; microtubule-based movement. The record is from RefSeq and is a predicted model, not a curated record. Gene Ontology annotation, cellular component: microtubule. The transcript has 39 exons.